This is a messenger RNA of Anopheles cruzii, 521 nucleotides long. It is a transcript of the gene Dph3, whose product is annotated as diphthamide biosynthesis protein 3. The transcript has 2 exons. NCBI's taxonomy places the organism in Eukaryota, Metazoa, Arthropoda, Insecta, Diptera, Culicidae. The record is from RefSeq and is a predicted model, not a curated record. Gene Ontology annotation, biological process: protein histidyl modification to diphthamide. Bases 165 to 428 code for a protein of 87 amino acids. Gene Ontology annotation, molecular function: metal ion binding.
UCAACGUGUGGUAAAUUUGUGAGCGCGCGAAGUAAAAAUAAAUUAUGAAAUAGAACGCAAAUGAUCGAAAUCCCAUAGCGAAAAGUGCACAGUGCACUAUCUUCAUUAGUCAUAGCGUUCGCCGGGCACGUCGAUUUGCCGUGCGUCGUGAAAGUGCAUCCGGAAUGAGCGUGUACCACGAUGAGAUCGAAAUCGAAGAUUUCGAAUACGACGAGGAAGAGGAAAUGUAUUACUAUCCGUGCCCGUGCGGAGAUCGGUUCCAGGUUAGCCGCGAAGAGCUAAUGGCCGGCGAAGAAGUUGCCACCUGCCCCAGUUGUUCCCUGGUAGUGAAGGUGAUUUACGACCCGGAAGCUUUCGCCGCCGAACAGGACGAAGCCGAAACGAACAAGACCAGUGGAACGUCCGGCGAACAGUUGGAGAAAAACUGAGGCACACAACGCAACGCAGCGGGUUUUGUUUUGUAAAUUUUGAACCCUUUGCGACGUCCGGACAUGGGUCGUAACAAUCCUCUAAGUACUAGC